Clonostachys byssicola is the source of this 2667-nucleotide messenger RNA. The record is from the annotation of a GenBank genome assembly. NCBI's taxonomy places the organism in Eukaryota, Fungi, Ascomycota, Sordariomycetes, Hypocreales, Bionectriaceae.
AUGGCCACACACAACAAGAUCCAGCUUGAGAGUGGCUGGGUCUUCAAGCAAGAAGAUGAUUCUUCAUCAGAUCCAUGGCUGCCCGUCUCUCGCGUCCCCACGCAGAUUCAUAUGGACCUUCUCGAUAAUAAGAAGAUACCAGACCCAUUUGUGGAUCUGAACGAGCGCUCUGUCCAGUGGGUAGGUGAGAAAUCUUGGGUUUACCGACUAUCAUUCAAACUCCCAUUUGAAAGCUCCCCCGAACAGGCAGCAGGCGCAGGAGUGAGGACAGACCUAGUCUUUGAUGGCCUGGACACCUUUGCCACCGUCACUCUAAAUGGGACCAAGAUCCUCAGCACAGACAACAUGUUCGUCUCUUAUCGGGCUGACGUGACAAACAUGAUCUCAGCUAGCAAACAGAAUGAAUUGGAGAUUGUCUUCGAUUCAGCUCUGCUCCGAGGGCGUGACCUUGUCAAAGAGCAUGCCUCUGAACAUAACUUUCUCGUUCGUCAGACAGAGGCUGGACGCCUCCCAAUCAGAAAGUGCCAGUGUAAUUGGGGAUGGGACUGGGGCCCAAUUCUCAUGACGACUGGUCCUUGGAAGCCAGUUUACAUUGAGCAAUACACAGCCAGGAUAGACGAUGUCUGGACGCAACAUGAAGUCAGUGCCGACCUGGCUGAAGCUUCCGGCAGCAUCCUGGUUAAAUUGGAUGGGGACAUCCGCCAGGGGUAUAAGACCAUCGUCACUAUCUCAGCAGACGGCGGAACAGUUCUGGAAGCGCAAGCUCAUGACGAUGGCAAGGGCCUAGCACGAGCCCCCUUCAAAAUCAAAAAUCCGGAGCUUUGGUAUCCUCUAACAUACGGGAAACAGUCUCUCUACCAAGUCGAGGCAAAGAUAGUCGAUGAGCAAGGCAAAGUCAUAAGUUCGUUAUCUAAGAAGAUAGGCUUUCGACGCACAGAACUCGUCCAGGAAUCCGACGAGCACGGCAAGUCGUUCUACUUCCGCAUCAACAAUGUAGACAUCUUCAGUGGCGGAUCGUGCUGGAUCCCCGCAGACACCUACCAGGCGAACAUCUCAGACCAGAGAUUCCGAGACUGGAUCAAGCUCUUGGCCGACAGCAACCAGACAAUGCUGCGGAUAUGGGGCGGUGGCGUUUACGAGCACGACGCCCUCCUGGAUGCCUGUGACGAGCUCGGCGUGAUGAUCUGGCACGACUUUCAGUUUGCGUGUGGAAACUACCCGGUAUAUGAUUCAUAUCUAAAUAACUUUGAGCUGGAAGCACGACAGCAAAUCCGUCGGCUUCGAACACACCCAUCGGUAGUGAUUUGGGCAGGUAACAACGAGGACUACCAAGUUCAGGAGAGGUACAAGCUGGAGUACAACUACGAAGACAAAGACCCAGAGUCCUGGCGUCGGUCAACCUUCCCAGCGCGGUACAUAUACGAAUAUCUCCUCCCCAAACUCGUCCAAGAAGAGGAUCCAUACAUGAUUUAUCAUCCCAGCAGCCCUUGGGGCGACGGCAAGCCUCUAGACGACCCAACCGUUGGUGACAUUCACCAAUGGAACAUCUGGCACGGCCUCAUGAGAAAGUACCAAGACGCCAAGUCCAUGGGCGGCCGCUUCGUCAGCGAGUUCGGCAUGGAGGCGUACCCCCAUCUCAGCACCCUCAACCGCGUCAUCUCGGACCCUUCCCAGAGAUACCCGGGCUCCAUGCCCAUGGACGCCCACAACAAGGCCAUCAACCACGAGCGCCGCAUGAUGACCUACGUCGUCGAGAACUUCCGCCCGACCAGCCUCGACAUCGCCACCUACGCCCACCUCACCCAGAUCGUCCAGGCCGAGACGAUGCGCUAUGUCUACAAGUCCUGGCGCCGCGACUGGGGGAAGGUAGGUAGCCGCAAGUGCGGCGGCGUGCUCGUGUGGCAGCUCAACGACUGCUGGCCCACCGUGUCCUGGGCCGUCGUCGACUACUACCUCGUCCCCAAGCCCGGGUUCUACGCCAUCUCUCGGGCCCUGCGUCCCCUCGACGUGGGCGUGAUGCGGACGGUGCACGACUGGACUUCGACGCACGAUUUCGUGGACGAGAAGUCUGAUCUGAAGACCGGGCAGGUCGAUCACACCCUCGCAGCGAGAAACGGGACGUUCGACGUUUGGGUCGCGAGUAGCCGCACCGAGCCUGUCGAGCUCUCCGUAACGGUCAGCUUCAUCUCCGUUCGCUCAGGGGCCGAGGUCCAUGACCAGAUCAGGCAGACAGUAACUGCUUCCUCCAACGCCACAACAACCAUUAUCGACUCUGCCCCCUGUCCGGCCUCCAUCCCCGUUCCUGAAGAUCUGACCCGGGCCUUUGACCUGUCCCAAUAUGAUCCCUACGUCAUCCACGUGUCGAUAUCAGCCAACGGACAAGUCAUCGCCACCGACUCGGCUUGGCCCGAACCCCUGAAAUACCUCGACUUUCCCGAUCGAGGCCUCAACGUUCAAGUUUCCUCCACUGGAAAGCAGCUCACCGUCCAGGCCUCACGCCCCGUAAAAGGUUUCGUCUUCGAGGAGACGGAAGGCUUGAAGCUGAGCAACAACGGGUUCGACCUGAUGCCUGGCGAAACGGAGACGGUGGAAGUCAGCGGGAAGAUCGCAGCGAAGGAGCUCAAGUAUACGUACAUUGGGGCUCCGGGACCUUCCCUCAGUAUCUAG